AUGGCACCGGUGUUAUCUCAAAGCCUCGUCUCUCUAGCGGGUAAAAUUGCUCGCAUAAAAGCUCGAGUCAAGAAGCUCGAGGACGAAAUCUCUGCUGAAAAGCCCAAAUCAGAAGAUGGGGCUUCUGCUACCAAGACUUUCCCCAAGUUCCGCCAACUUCCCGUCGAGAUCCGACGGGCCAUCUGGGAAGCGUCGCUCCCUGCCUCGCGUGUGUUCGAGCCAACAGGCGAUGACGAAGAACUCUUCAGCUACAAAGAAGGGAAGCCUACUAGAUUCAUUCGGGAGUGGGCACCGCCAAGAAUGAGAGGCGCUUGCCGGGAGGCCUAUGCAGUCUGCAUGUCGGUGGGUCGUUUUACUUUUGGGUGCUUCAAGAACUCGAGAAUCCGCGGUCUCUGGUUCAACGACAAGCACGACGCAGUGUACUUUUCGCACUACUGGCAAUGGGAUUAUACUCGAGUAUGUGGAGUGCAGACAAUCUAUCUCAGCCCCAAGAUCGCUCUGACGGAGCUCGUCCACAAAAACUGCUGGGACGCCAACCUCGCUGCUUGCCGUCGCUUGGUCGUCGCUCUGCAUCCUGGGAUGCUAUCCCCAGCUGCAGAAGUGACGCCAGAGGACCUCCCGGGCACGAAGCCAGUCUUUCGUGCCAUGACAGACGACGACAUCAUUGGUCCGCACCAGCUUAAGGCUGCAAGCUUUCCCGAAUUCGCGGACAAGGAAUUUAUCACCUGGGGUGAGCUCAGGCUUGUCUUGCAAAACCUGAGACAAAAGAUGAUAACUGCGAAUGCGGAAAAGCCGGAUUUCUACAAGGGCCCGAUCCAGAUGGAAGCCGUGGAGGUUUUCCGAGCGUUGGAUGAUAGGCGGUGA
Molecule: messenger RNA, 864 nt
Organism: Colletotrichum spaethianum
Lineage: Eukaryota; Fungi; Ascomycota; Sordariomycetes; Glomerellales; Glomerellaceae
Exons: 2
Coding region: 1-864 (287 amino acids)
Source: RefSeq, a predicted model, not a curated record